Dichotomopilus funicola is the source of this 963-nucleotide messenger RNA. RefSeq lists its product as uncharacterized. The coding region runs from base 1 to 963 and encodes 320 amino acids. The record is from RefSeq and is a predicted model, not a curated record. The transcript has 3 exons. Lineage: Eukaryota; Fungi; Ascomycota; Sordariomycetes; Sordariales; Chaetomiaceae.
AUGCAGUUGACCGCCCUCACCCUGCUCGCCAGCGCCGUGGCUUCCGUGUCUGCCGCAGCCCUAAACGCCAAGGCCACAGACCCGGAGACGUUCAAACUCGUCGUGCGCGAUUCAGCCUUUUCUCAGUUCAUUGGCAGGGUCGUUACCGCGAGCAACAGCAAGCUACAGGUGUCCCUAGACGACAACACGGCGAAUGCAGAAUGCGAAGGUGCCCCGCCAGCCGAUGGGGUGGCUACCCUGGUUGUCCGGUACCAGUCGCUGUUGCUGUAUGGUGGCGAGAACGGCUCCUCUCAGCAGAUCCUCGAACCAAAUCCUAACGACCAGCUCACCUUCCCAAAAACACCCCUCAGGGUAAAGAGACGAGAAAAGGCUGUGACUAUGCAGCCGGCCACCCUUACCCUCCUCGCUGGCAUUGUGGCUUCCGUCAUGGCCCUGACCCCCCGGGAAAAUAUUGGCAAUACGUUCAGCCUCAGUGCCUGGACUAAUCACCCCCAACUAUACAAUAUGAACAUCGAUGCGAGGGAGAGCAGGUUAUGGCUGACACAUUCCAUGGAUGAUGAGUCUGGGCAGUGUACGGGGGGGACGUCAGAUAGUUCAGCUACGUUUUUUAUCUACGACAGUGACCUGUUCCUAUACGGCGGUGGGUCUUCCUUCUAUCAUUCCCAUCAACAGUCUGCUAUAUAUACUGAUUAUCCAGACCAGGGUAACCUGAGGUACUUCAACAAUCUUAGUAAUAUGCCUGGGGGGACCUCCGAGACCAAAGGCUGGGCUAUCAGCGAUGGCGACUCGUUUUUGACCUUCAAUGAAUCCAGCUUUCUGGUCUGCCCAGAGUCUAACGGCCUGUAUACCCUGGAAGUUCACUUUGGCCACCUCGAUGAUGAAAGCAACAAAGCUUGCGUCUCGAUGAACCUCUGGGCGACCCCCGAACACGAGCCAUCGGCUUGCCAGUACAGCCAGAAAUAG